AUGGCUUCACGCCUCGCUGUCCGGCGCUUCGCGCCCGCCGCCAGAACCCUCAGACCCUCCGCGCUCUCCCUGUCAAGAUCGUUUCAGACAUCUAGCAGACGUUUCCAGGAGGCUGUUGCAGCGCCGCCGGUGAAGAAGCCCAUUGGAGCUUUCCGAGGAGGGCUUUUCGGAUUCCUUCUCGGCUCAACUCUCGCCGGAGCAUCGGUUUACUACUAUAUCCUCGAGGAAUACAAGAUCUCCAACGAGCUCUUGACAGAAGAUAUCUAUGCACUUCAAGCGGCCGUGCAACGGAUCCACUCCUACGUAACAGAACUCGAGAACAGAAUGUCACAGAUCAAAAAAUAA
Molecule: messenger RNA, 345 nt
Organism: Exophiala dermatitidis NIH/UT8656
Lineage: Eukaryota; Fungi; Ascomycota; Eurotiomycetes; Chaetothyriales; Herpotrichiellaceae
Exons: 3
Coding region: 1-345 (114 amino acids)
Source: RefSeq, a predicted model, not a curated record